AUGAUUACGAUUUUAAUGAAGUACAAGGAUGGAAGGAUCCUCCUGGAAUCGUUUGAUUUCUUAAUCGGAUUUUUCGUAUCCCUAAAUUUAGGAAAGGUUUGGACUGAUCACAAUGGAAGAUGUUGUGGAUCUGCUCCUCAUAUAACUCGACGGUGGUUUGGAACGCUCGCUGCUGCAGCAGUUUAUGUCUUGCGUGUUUAUUAUGCACAGGGGUUCUAUGUGGUCUCGUAUGGUCUAGGAAUCUAUAUCUUGAAUUUGCUGAUUGAAUUUAUGUCCCCUAAGGUUGAUCCGGAGCUUGAAGCCCUAGAUGGAGCUUCAUUGCCAACUAAAGGCUCUGAUGAAUUCAGACCCUUUAUUCGUCGACUGCCUGAAUUCAAGUUCUGGUAUGCAAUAACAAAAGCUUUUUGUGUUGCCUUUUUAAUGACCUUGUUUUCUGUAUUGGACGUCCCAGUAUACUGGCCCACCUUAUUAUUUUUCUGGGUUUUUCUAUUUAUCCUCACUAUGAAACGUCAAAUUACACACAUGAUCAAGUACAGAUACAUUCCAUUCAACAUUGGCAAGCAGAGCUAUGCUGGGAAGAAGUCUGCUGAAGGUGCAAAGGUUCACCGAAUAGACUGA
Messenger RNA from Fraxinus pennsylvanica, 618 nucleotides. The record is from the annotation of a GenBank genome assembly. Lineage: Eukaryota; Viridiplantae; Streptophyta; Magnoliopsida; Lamiales; Oleaceae.